AAACGGACAAGAAAGUCGAGAUGGUCGUCAUUUUCAAGUCUCCCUGCUGUAUCGUCACCUCCCAGUACGGCUGGACCGCCAACAUGGAGCGUAUCAUGAAGAAGGCUCAGGCUUUGAGGGAUACCUCCACCAUGGAUUACAUGGCCGCCAAGAAGCACUUGGAAAUCAACUUCGACCAUCCCAUCGUCGAAGCCCUGCGCGUCAAAGCAGAGGCUGACAAGAACGACAAAGCCGUCAAGGAUUUGUUCAUGUUGCUGUUUGAAACCUCUCUGCUGUCAUCUGGUUUCUCCCUGGAAGAGCCAGACGUCCAUGCUUCUCGCAUCUACCGCAUGAUCAAAUUGGGUUUGGGUAUCGAUGAAGAUGAUGUCCCUGCUGGUGGUGAGGAAGCCAAAGCCGAAGAAGAGAUGUCGCCAUUGGAGAAUGAUGAAAAUGCUUCUCGCUGGAGAAAGGCGAUUAAACGUGUCAAAUACUGUUAUGAAACACAAACUCCGUUUCUCUAAAUUGUUCUUAUUUCA
Messenger RNA from Daphnia pulex (common water flea), 515 nucleotides. RefSeq names its product heat shock protein HSP 90-beta-like. Gene Ontology annotation, biological process: protein folding; cellular response to heat; protein stabilization. Lineage: Eukaryota; Metazoa; Arthropoda; Branchiopoda; Diplostraca; Daphniidae. Gene Ontology annotation, molecular function: ATP-dependent protein folding chaperone; ATP binding; ATP hydrolysis activity. The record is from RefSeq and is a predicted model, not a curated record. Gene Ontology annotation, cellular component: protein-containing complex; cytosol; plasma membrane.